Molecule: messenger RNA, 8389 nt
Organism: Hippocampus zosterae (dwarf seahorse)
Lineage: Eukaryota; Metazoa; Chordata; Actinopteri; Syngnathiformes; Syngnathidae
Product: membrane-associated phosphatidylinositol transfer protein 2-like
Exons: 27
Coding region: 1075-5385 (1436 amino acids)
Biological process (GO): phospholipid transport
Cellular component (GO): cytoplasm
Molecular function (GO): phosphatidylcholine intramembrane carrier activity; phosphatidylinositol binding; phosphatidylcholine binding
Source: RefSeq, a predicted model, not a curated record
UAUUUCCAUCUCCGGACCUUCCUUGUUUCUUUCCUUCCCUUCUUUCAAACCAACCAUGCUUCCUUCCACCCAUAUCCUAUCUUCCUUCUUUCCUCCUCCAUUUCCUACUAGUCUCACUCUGAAUACCGUACCGUAGUUGCAAUGCUUUUAUUUCGAAAGGCUAACCGGAUCUCCAGCGGUGUAUCAUGUCACUCGUGCGUCUUAGCGUGUCUCGGCGUGACGAGCUGCUCAGGGACUGUGAAGUCUCGUUGCGCUUCAGACUUGCCGAGUGACAACUUGACGAUGCCGCUGCUGGCGUCCCUUCUUCGCCUUCGUUGUUUCCCCCGCCGGUUGGCCUGAGCUGCUCACACCGGGAUACGCGUCGCAGCCCCUGGUCCGCCGAGUUCCGCCAAACGGGCAUAUUUAAGGGCGUUUUUGUGGACGUCGCCGGUGAGCUAACUUUGGCCUUUUUUAGUGGCGGGGUGUCGUGCAGCUGCUCCCGUUGCCAAAUAUGCGGGCCUGAGUGGCAACAAACCUCGCUGGGGUGGACCGCGCUUACGGCGUAAACACGCGCCGAGGAUGUGCUGAUAACGACGGCAUGAUGUUUGGUGGUCGCGUCAUCGGCGGUCCGCGUCGUUGUCAAGGAAAUCUGGACUUUUUUUUUUGGCGGGGGUACACUCGUUUCGAUCUCAUGGACCUCACCGGGUGGGCGGCUGCCGCUGAGUCCCGCUGACUCCGAAGAGGACUCAACCCGUCGCCCGCUCUACCAGGUGGAUGAUCUGGGCUUCCUCCUUCCCAAUGCCGAGGUACAUCGCAGCGAGUUGUCCUCAACCAGAAACCAGGAAGUGCUCAUGCAGUCAAUCAUUCGCCGCCUUAACUGAUUACCUCAGCCGGUCCACGCUUCACGGGGCACCGAAACGACAUUUCAUUUCGAGCCAUCCAUGAGGACGUCAGAGUGGCUGAUUUGACGCAUCGCUCGUAGGAAAGCGGAGUUUCUCCUCUUCCCUUUCCCCCUUUCCACCCCCCCCUCCCCCUUCUCCCCUGUCACUCUUCACCUCAGCCCCCCCUUUUCCAAACCCCACCCCUCCCUCCACCAUGCUUAUCAAGGAGUACCGCAUCCCCAUGCCCAUGAGUGUGGAGGAGUACCGAAUCGCCCAGCUCUAUAUGAUUCAGAAAAAGAGCCGCGAGGAGAGCUGCGGCGAGGGCAGCGGCGUGGAGAUCCUCAAAAACAAACCAUACACGGAUGGACCGGGCGGAACGGGGCAGUACACGCACAAAGUUUACCACAUCGGAAUGCACAUUCCCAGCUGGUUCCGCUCCAUCCUGCCCAAAGCGGCGUUGAGGGUGGAAGAGGAGUCGUGGAACGCCUACCCUUACACGCGCACGCGAUACACGUGUCCCUUCGUGGAGAAGUUCUCCAUCGACAUCGAGACGUACUACAUGAGCGACACUGGCAACCAGCCGGACGUUUUCAACAUGUCGGCCGCCGACAAGAGGCAGAGGACCGUCGACCCCAUCGACAUCGUGACAGACCCCAUCGCUCCCCACGAGUACAAGGCCGAGGAGGACCCACGGCUAUACAAGUCGGCCAAGACCCAGCGUGGCCCAUUGCUGGACGACUGGAUAGAAGAGUACCACAACAACCCGGGCAGGACGCCCGUGAUGUGCGCUUACAAGCUGUGCAAGGUGGAAUUUCGCUACUGGGGCAUGCAGUCCAAGAUUGAGAGAUUCAUCCAUGACGUUGGACUAAGAAAGGUAAUGGUACGCGCCCACCGGCAGGCCUGGUGCUGGCAAGACGAGUGGUACGGUCUGACCAUGGAGGACAUCAGGCAGCUGGAGCUGGAGACUCAGCUGACCCUGGCCAGGAAGAUGGCGCAGUUCUGCCUGGUAGAGGAAGCCUCCGAGGCCAACGGCGACAUGCCGCCUCCCGACAAGGAGCAGGAGGUCAAGGAGGUGGCGGAGGCGGAGGUGACGGUGAGCGCCACUCCUACCAACACGCUGCAGCCCCGCGGCGUGCUCACCAAGCAGUGGUCCACUUCCUCGCGCUCCUCCCGCUCCUCGAAACGAGGAGUGAGCCCGUCCCGACAUAGCAUCUCGGAAUGGAGGAUGCAGAGUAUCGCGCGGGACUCGGACGACAGCUCGGACGAAGAGUUCUUUGACGCUCACGAAGAUUUCUCUGACAGCGAGGAUGUCUUACCCAAGCAAAUCGCCAAGUGGAAUUCCAACGACCUCAUGGACAAAAUCGAGGCUUCCGACAUGGAAGAGACGUCCGGCGAGCUCUUCAAGGACAUCGAAGUGGACUACGCCAGGGCAGCCGGCCGGGAAAGACUAGACGAGGAGAGCUCGUCCGAGCAGUGCCUGCAGCCCUCCAAGAUCCACGUGCUCAUCCUGGUUCUGCACGGCGGCAACAUCCUGGACACGGGCGGCGGCGGCGGCGAGCAGAGCGGCAAGCAAGCCGACGUCAACACCAUCGGCGCCGCGUUCGAUUCCGUCAUGCGCGUCCACUACCCGGCGGCGUUGGGCCGCCUCGCCGUCCGCCUCGUCCCGUGUCCUGCCAUCUGCGCCGAGGCCUUCUCCCUGGUGUCCAACUUGAGCCCGUACGGCUACGACGAAGGCUGCCUGUCCAGCAGCCAAGAUCACAUCCCGCUGGCGGCUCUUCCUCUGCUAGCCACGUCUGCGCCUCAGUACCAGGAAGCCGUGGCCGCCGUCAUCGUCAGAGCCAAUCAAGUCUACGCCGAUUUCAUCAAGUCUCUGGACGGGGCCGCCUUCUCCGGCCAGGUCUGCCUCAUCGGGGACUGCGUGGGAGGAAUACUCGGCUUCGACGCUCUGUGCAGCAGUAACCAAACGGUCAACGAAAGCCAGAACAGCAGCCGCAGGGGCAGUCUUCUCAGUGUGCAGGACCAGGACCUCCUGUCGCCGGGCACCAUUAUCAACUGCGGGCAGGGGUCGGCUUCGCCCACCCUGGAGGGCAGCCGCCACCUGAGCCGCAGCAACAUCGACAUUCCGCGAAGCAUCUCUGGCGACGAGAGCAAGAAGCAGCAGCUGCAGCGCAAGAGAAGUGACUCGUCGACCUACGAGCCGGACACGAUCAAGCAGCACCAGGCAUUCUUGUCCAGCUUGCACUCCAGCAUCCUGCGGGGCGACGGGACAUCGCGCAGGUCGAGCAGCAGCACCAUGCUCGACGGAAGCGCCCUGGGCAAGCUGGACUUUGAAGUCUCCGACUUUUUCCUCUUCGGCUCGCCGCUGGGUCUGGUGCUGGCGCUGAGGAAGACGGUCAUCCCCAUGCUGGACGUGGCCCAGCUCCGGCCUGCCUGCCAGCAGGUGUACAACUUGUUCCAUCCGGCCGAUCCUUCCGCCUCGCGCCUGGAGCCCCUUCUGGAGAGGAAGUUCCACCUCUUGCCUCCCUUCAACGUGCCCCGCUACCAACGCUUCCCUCUGGGGGAUGGAAAUUCAACUCUGCUGGUGGAGACAGUCCAGAGCAACGCUCCGCUGCUUCUUGAUAGCGGGCCGCCCGCGUCCCUUCGCUGUCAGGAGACCAUCAGUGAGACGUGCAUCCCCGUGCCCGUGCUAAACUGGCAGGAGGGCGCCCUCAAGGCCACGCCCGCCACGCCCGAGUCGGAUGUUGUUCAGUCUCAUGGUGGUGUCUUCAUGGACAGUUCGUACCCCUCAUCCCCCAUCACGGGCCCCUUCUCCCGGGGCCAGCGGCGCGCCAGUGAGGUCAGCAUUGCCAGCCAGGUGUCAGGAAUGGCAGACAGUUACACUGCCGGCAACAUAGCCAACACCCAAAGAGACGCGUUUAGUCGGUCCAAAGGUUCCGGCCUUUUGUCGCAGUUGGCCCUGUCCUCCCAAAACAAAUUCUUCUUGAAAAGCCCCCCCAAAUCCCGCAAGAAACUCAAAGAACCCGCCGAGGAGAAGGACGGGGACGCAAUGUCGUGCGACAGUCAAAGUCUAGGCUCCGACUGCUGCAUGUCUCCCGGACUGCACAGUGCUAUAUGCGAUCUGGUCUCACUGGACUCCCAGGCGCAGGUGGACCAAGUUGCAGCUCGCUGGUGGGGCACCAAGCGCAUGGACUUUGCCCUCUACUGCCCCGACGCGCUGACCGCCUUCCCCACCGUGGCGCUGCCGCAUCUUUUCCACGCAUCCUACUGGGAAUCCACCGACGUGGUGUCCUUCCUGCUCAGACAGGUUAUGAGGCACGACAACUCCAGCAUCCUCGAGCUCGACGGCAAAGAAGUGUCCGAGUUCACGCCGUCCAAACCUCGCGAGAAGUGGCUGCGCAAGAGGACUCACGUGAAGAUCAGGAACGUGACGGCGAACCACCGGGUCAACGAUGCCGUGUUCACCGAGGACAGCCAGCAGACGGUGACCGGUCGCUUCAUGUACGGCCCCCUGGACAUGGUCACUCUGGCUGGCGAGAAGGUGGACCUGCACAUCAUGACGCAGCCCCCGUCGGGAGAAUGGGUUUACUUCAACACAGAGGUGACCAACAGCAGCGGCCGCGUCUCCUUUCUCAUCCCCGAUGACAAACGUCUGGGUGUCGGCGUCUACCCUGUCAAAAUGGUGGUCAGGGGCGACCACACGUUUGCGGACAGCUACCUGACGGUGAUCCCUCGCGGCACCGAGUUUGUGGUGUUCAGCAUCGACGGCUCCUUCGCCGCCAGCGUGUCCAUCAUGGGCAGCGACCCCAAAGUGCGGGCGGGGGCCGUGGACGUCGUCAGGCACUGGCAGGAUUUGGGCUACCUGAUCAUCUACGUGACGGGACGACCGGACAUGCAGAAGCAGAGAGUGGUCGCCUGGUUGUCGCAGCACAACUUCCCGCACGGCAUCGUGUCCUUUUGCGACGGCCUGGUGCACGACCCGCUCCGACACAAGGCCAACUUCCUCAAGGCCUUGACCGAGGCUAACAUGAGGAUAUUUGCUGGCUACGGCUCCAGCAAAGACAUCUCCGUGUACACCUCCAUCAACCUGCAUCCGUCGCAGAUCUUCAUUGUUGGUCGACCCUCCAAGAAGAUGCAGCACCAGUGUCAGUUCAUCACAGAGGGCUACGCGUCACACCUGUCCCAGCUGGAGCACAACCACCGCUCGCGCCCGGCCAAGUCCGGCAGCACCCGCAUGGUCCUGCGCAAAGGCAGCUUCGGCCUGGGCGCCAACAGCGACUUCCUGCGCAAACGCAACCACCUGCUGCGCACCAUCUCCUCGCAGCCCGCGCCCAGCUCGCCCACGGCAGGCGGCGUGAGCGCCAUCCACUGCCGCCCCGAGCGCACGCAGAGCCAGUCGGACGGCGAGCGCGGAUCCGCCCACGGCCACGGGCAAGGGGCCGCGCAGCGAAGCAUGAGCAUCACGGCGGGAUGCUGGGGGCGCAGCAGCAGCACCAAAAUGGAGGCCGGGCUCCUCAGCCCCAAAUGAGGAGGCGGCUGUACAGAUAAAGGACGCCUGAAGAAAAAAACAAAACAAAAAAGGUCAAUAAUUGACGCCUCCCGCCCCCCCAAAACAAUUGCCUUUACAUUGAACAUUCGUUCCUCACAGGGAUACAUUACAAACUUUUUUUUAUUUGAUUUUAGUCCUUCCGCACACUUAAGAAUCAUUUCAACUCAUUAAAACUUUCCAACUUAAAGCAACGCUUUUGAAAGUAUUCCUUAGUGCCUAUUUUCUUGCCCCGCCACAAAAAAAAAACGGGCUGUUUGUCACUCCCAGCUGACGUUGACUCCAAAACACACAAGAAACAAGAAGAUUUGUACUGGAUAAGUAACCACUGAAAUGUCCCCUCAAAAGCAAUUUUAUUUCAAGAAAGCCCCAUUAGCUCAAUGCUAACAUAUAAUGCAAAAUCCCCUAGACAAGCUAACUGAGACAUAUAGAUCUAGAGAGAGACAGAUUGAGCUAUACAGAGAGAGAGAGAUACACGCACACACACAAACAAUUACAAACCUUAAAGCAAUUGCAAUGUGAACACAUGCGGCGCAGCAACACAUGCUAACGGAAGUCCAAAAAUACAAGCACGUAUUCACUCUGCUCUGUGGGAACAACGGCUUCGGGAUUGGGGACCUUCUCUGCCUUCUUGAUUUUAAAUUGGCCGCAAGUCUUCCAUCGGAGCACCGUGCCAUGUUGUCGCAUGAUGUGGUGCUACACUGAAGACACGCAUCUCUAAAUUCGGACUUGCCGGUCCACUGUAAAACCUCAUCAAACAUGAUCUACGAUUGUGAUUUCCUGCGGCUUCACCGUAUUGUAUGAGAGCAAAUUAUCCUCAUCGCAGAUAUUUUUGAGAUGGAGACUACCCUCUAAUUCAUUAUUCUCUAUUUGGCCUCAUCACCGUUUUUGUCCUCUUUCCAAAACGCCACAUGGUGGCGCCAAAUCUCCGCCAAAGGAAGAUAAUCUUGCGUUUGUUGCCAGGACACAAUAAUAAUAAUAAUAUAAAACAGCAACACGCAUUGAGGAAAAAAAAGAGAAAGAGGCAAAAUAAAUAUAGCUGCAAGAAAAAGUAUGUGAACCCUUUGGAACGCAUCAAUUAAGUCACAAAAUGUGUUAUGAUCAUAAUCGAAGUCACAAUCGACAAACGCAGAGUUUUCAAGAAAACAUUUGCUGUCGUCACAGAUCAGACCUGCACAACGGUCAGGAGACAUUUUGGACCAUCCCUCUUUCCAAACCCAAUUUAUUCAGAAAUCUCGGUCAUUCCAAAGACUUCAUAAUUUUUUUUUGCAACUCGAACUGUAAAAUAAAGACAUCGACAUUAAUCGUAUGAAUUGUACAUUGACGGUAAUGACUAGUUGUGAAAUAUUUUUUGCUGUCAUUACUUGAACAUGAGCCGUCUGUACUUUUUCAUUUGUGGCUAAAUGUGGAUGUAUGCUUGCCAUGGCGCCAUCAUGUAGCAUCUAAAGGCAAUUCUGGUUGUUUGCGGGGGGGUAGGGGGUGUCAUUUACUUGUGUGUGUGUGGGUGGGGGUGGGGGGGUUGGAGGGGGUGUCUGUAUUGAAAUGGUGAAUAUACCACAAAAACGCAUUAAGAGGAUUUCCCACCAUAUUUUACCCCCCCCCCCCCUCCAAAUAAAGGGUGUGAGGAUGUGAUUUGUGUACAUACGGCAAAGCAGGCUGAACUCGGCUCCUCCCGACCAGACAAAGCUCAUCUCUGAGCGAAGAUGUUUCACCGAUUCCUUGGCGCCGUUUUUGUGACGUCAUCUAGGAAGAGCACAAAAAUAUCACACGUGACUUUUUCGGCAAAUGAUGGAGCAUUGGCAAGCAUGCGGCGAAUUGAUGUACUCUCUUCAGGUUCUGCACUUCAAUCAUGGACCCUCCCCCCUUUUUGGGAUCCCACCGGGUCCAAAGUGCUGUAAAGUUUUUCUCCAAACUUGCUAGCACAACGCAGACUUCAUGUGGGAUGGAUUCAGAGAAGAAAAAUGGAUUUCGUGUCCAUUUCCACCCAAGCGGCCCCCACAAAAAUCCCCGUCACAUCUUGGAAGUUAAGGACCCUUUAACUGCGCAGCAACCUGCUCAUGUUUUUUUUUCCACUGUCACACUUGGAAGGAGUAUUUGGGCUUCACUGACACACAAAAAUCACACGAUAUGACAUUUUUGUUGUAAUAUUAUUGGAAUCAAUUUUGCAGGGGGGAAAAAAGUAGCUUUUCAAACAAAUAUUUUGGGAAGAAAAGGCUGCUUUUUAAUGCAAAAUAUUUUUUUUAAAUGUUGGAAUCAUAAGACUUGUUGAUUUUGAAGACCAUUUUAAAACUUUUUGUCUCAAAAACAUCACAUUUUGAUCACAUUUUUUUUCUUUAAAAAAAAAGUAAUCUCAAAAAGUUACUUUUUUAAAAUCAAGAAUACAAAACAAUCUUGCAAGAUUAUGACUUUUGAUCAAAAAUAUUGGCUUUUCCGGACACAGUGUACAACUAAUGUUAUAAAACUGCGCCUUUAUUCUCGUAAAAUGACAGUUUUUCUGAAAGAUGGAACUUUUUUUCCAGAAAACCUGCAAGUUUAAUUUCAUAACAUGACUUUAUCUUGAAAAAGUCUGACUUUUCUCUCAAAACAAACAGUCCCGAAAAAUUCUUGCAAAUAUUGGAUUUUUUUUUCCAGCACGAACUUUUCUUCUCGAAAAUCUUGGCCUUUUUUCCUUGAAAGUACAGCAGACCUCACUUUUAACCUGGUAAGGUUGCGACCUUCAAAAUAUCCCUUCUUUUCCUCUCUCCGAAACCACCACUUGGAAAAUGUUGUCCUAUUUUUGUGGAAAAGAUGGGACUUUUCUUGAACAUCUGCUGGGGGAACCGUUUCACGAGUCGACGAACUCGCGAAUGUGCCAAAGUUGUCAAAAGUCGAGCGGGAACUGCAUAGUGUGUACGGGCGCCUCCAGCCACAAAUGUUUGUACAUGAUUCUUGUGAUAUCGAUGAUAAAUACGCCGACUCUUGGUAUGCACGAGUGCUUUCUGCUCCA